AUGGCCAACCUGACUAUGGCUAUUAUUUAUCAAACCUCUUCAAGGCAUCAACAGUCUAAAGGAGGAAGACAUGAAAGUCAAGAUCUUGCGUGGCAUGCGGUUGCGUCAUGGACAUGGGAUGCUCAAGAUGAGACAUGUGGGAUAUGUCGUAUGCCAUUUGACGGUUGUUGUCCAGACUGCAAACUCCCUGGAGAUGAUUGCCCUCUAAUUUGGGGAGCUUGCAACCAUUCGUUUCAUCUUCAUUGUAUACUGAAAUGGGUUAACUCACAGACGAGUCAAGCUCAUUGCCCCAUGUGUCGUAGAGAAUGGCAAUUCAAAGAGUAAUGACUGAAGAGAGACCGUUUGUGCUGUACCUUGAUUUAGAUAUCUAGCUUUGGUUUCCAUCUAUGUUGGAUCAUUGUUCCGAAUUUAGUACGACUCUUGAUGGGUUGUUAAUGGAUGCAUAUAUAAGUAACUAACGAUAAAAAAUGUAGCAAAGAGUUUUUGGUCCAUUC
Molecule: messenger RNA, 494 nt
Organism: Brassica napus (rape)
Lineage: Eukaryota; Viridiplantae; Streptophyta; Magnoliopsida; Brassicales; Brassicaceae
Product: anaphase-promoting complex subunit 11
Exons: 4
Coding region: 1-324 (107 amino acids)
Biological process (GO): positive regulation of mitotic metaphase/anaphase transition; anaphase-promoting complex-dependent catabolic process; protein ubiquitination
Cellular component (GO): nucleus; anaphase-promoting complex
Molecular function (GO): ubiquitin protein ligase activity; cullin family protein binding; zinc ion binding
Source: RefSeq, a predicted model, not a curated record